This is a messenger RNA of Ilyonectria robusta, 2834 nucleotides long. RefSeq lists its product as uncharacterized. Bases 128 to 2731 code for a protein of 867 amino acids. Gene Ontology annotation, molecular function: calcium-activated cation channel activity. Lineage: Eukaryota; Fungi; Ascomycota; Sordariomycetes; Hypocreales; Nectriaceae. The transcript is spliced from 4 exons. Gene Ontology annotation, cellular component: plasma membrane. The record is from RefSeq and is a predicted model, not a curated record.
CCGCAGCUGCAACAGCUUCGGCAGCUCCAGCCUCCCGCAUACGCCUCAACGAAGCCGCCCAUACCAACAUCGCGCCUGAACCUCUCCAAACCACAUCGCUCGCGCCCGCGUCGCGCUGUCGCUCACCAUGCGGCCCAAAUACGGCAAUGAGACGUGCGAACUGAAGGAUUUUGUCCAGCCCGAGCACGACAAGAGCUUCCAGGUUCAACUUGCACUCUCGCUGCUGCUGGGCGUCACGGCUUUCCUCGCCUUCUGCAUUCUUCGCCCACGAUGGCCUGCCCUCUACGCCGCUCGCAAACGCCGCCUCGACCCCUCCAUCAAUCUCCCCACGCUCUCGAACUCGGCCUUUGGGUGGAUGCCACAAUUGUACAGGAUCAGCGAGGAGCAGGUUUUGUCGACAGCUGGCCUUGAUGCGUUCGUGUUCUUGACCUUCUUCAAAAUGGCCGCUGCACUCUUCUCCAUCAUGGCAUUCUUCGCAACCGUUGUUCUCUUGCCAAUAAACAAACACUACCGCCAAUUCAACCUUGAAUUUCCGGGAAAAGACCCCGAUGACAAAAAGCCCCCGAGUUCUCCCUAUGUGUCAAGCCAGCUGCCACUCGCAACGGACGAUUUCGUAUGGUACAAGAAACCAGACGACACUGACAAGUCGCACGGGAUUGCAUACUUGUGGUCAUACGUCUUCUUCACCUACUUCUUCGUUGCAUUGACAAUCUACUUUGUCAACUGGGAGACCUUUCGGAUCAUCCGGUUCCGACAAGAAUAUCUCGGGUCCCAGUCUACAAUCACGGAUCGGACAUUCCGCUUGACCGGCAUCCCCUCGGACCUCAGAUCGGAAACCAAGAUAAAAAAUCUGAUCGAAAAGUUGAAUAUUGGCACCGUCGAUGCCGUUACUAUCUGCCGGGACUGGAAGACGCUGGACGACCUGGUGGCAGUGAGAGACGUCACGCUGAGAAAACUCGAGACUGCGUGGGCUAAAUACGUGAAAUAUAAGCGGGACAACAGCACAGGAGGUAGUCGGUGGGCACUUCCUGCGGACCAAUAUAGCUUAAGUGGCUCUCCAAGACAGGAUACCGACGAGGAAGCUGGCGAGAACGGUCAUCUCCUCAACCCCGAGAUGGAUGAGGCCGACUGGGGAGAACAGGGCCGACCAUAUGUCAACAUUCGCUACGGUUUCCUUGGACUCCUCUCCCGCAAAGUUGAUGCCAUCGACUUUUACGAGGAGCGACUUCGAAGGUUGGACGAAAAGAUUGUCGAGGCUCGCAAGAAGAAGUACACCCCCACCGAUAUGGCUCUUGUUACCAUGGACUCGGUCGCCUCAUGCCAGAUGUUUAUCCAGGCCAGGAUAGAUCCUCGACCCGGCAGAUUGUUGACCAAGCCAACUCCUGCCCCGUCUGACCUGGUUUGGAGAAACACAUAUUCUCUUCGGGGCAUCCGCCGGCUCAAGUCUUGGGCCGUCACCCUCUUCAUCACCGUCCUCACACUCGUCUGGAUUUUCCCCACGGCCUUUCUCGCAUCCUUCCUGAGCAUCUGUGCGAUCAGGAAGGCGCUGCCCCAGUUCGCUCACUGGCUAGAGACCCAUGACAUUAUUUUUUCAUUGGUCCGGAACGGUGUCCCCACGCUGGUGGUCUCCCUUCUUAACGUUGCUGUCCCGUAUCUCUACGACUGGCUCUCAAAUUGCCAAGGAAUGAUUUCUCAAGGCGACGUCGAGCUCUCUGUCAUCUCCAAGAACUUCUUCUUUACCUUCUUCAACACCUUCUUCGUGUUCACCAUUUCGAAAUCCGGUUUGGAUUUCUGGGGUGUCUUGACGAAUCUCCUAAAAAACACAAGCCUAAUACCCACUGUCAUCGCAAGUGCCGUGGAAGAACUCUCCAUCUUCUACAUCUGCUUCAUCAUGCUGCAGGGUAUCGGUUUGAUGCCUUUCAGGAUUCUGGAGGUUGGAAGCGUCUUCCUCUACCCAUUCGAUCGGAUGAUGUCAAGCACGCCGCGCGACUAUUUCGAGCUGAAGCAACCGCCUGCUUUCCAAUACGGCUUCUACCUGCCAACAGCGUUGCUUGUGUUCAACCUAUGCCUCAUCUACAGUAUUUUAAAAUUCGGCCUCGUGAUUCUCAUUACCGGCACGGUGUAUUUCACCCUUGGAUACUUCACUUUCAAGUACAUGGUGCUGUAUGCGAUGGACCAACCUCAGCAUGCCACCGGCGGUGCAUGGCGCAUAAUAUGCUACCGAAUCAUCAUUGGACUGGUUGUUUUCGAGGUUGUCAUGUUUGGUCAGAUUGCUUCGAUCGGCGCUUUCGUUGCGUCUCUGUUCAUCCUGCCGCUUGUUCCCUUUACCAUCUGGUAUAGCUUCUAUAUCAAGGAGCGGUUUGUGCCUCUAACCAAGAACAUCGCGCUCCGUGCAAUCAGGACAAAUGAGGACUCGGAAGAGGAAGCGGUGUCGGAUGAUGCAUUUGAUGAGGGCUCGGGCUCGGGCUCGGGCACGCCACCGUCCCGACGCCUUAUACGCCGUGGAAGCACGCUGGAUGAGUACAAGGAAAAGGGUCUGACCUUUGUCAACCCUAGCCUCACCGCUCCACUACAACAACCAUGGAUCUACCAUGAUCCACCCCCGGUCCUUCCCGACGACCAAACAGAUUCAAGCGAAGAUCGGGUCCCGCCAACCCUAGUCAGAGCUAAUAGUAGUCUUGGCAUAGGGGACUCAAACGUGUGGAGGGAUAUCGAAGGGAAUAAUGUCUAACGGCUUGGGUCUGAGUGUUAAUGCAUAGUAACGGCGCUUGGUUGUAGCUUGCUCAUGGAGUAAUUGUGAACAUUGCUAGACUGUAUGUCUUAAUUACACAUAC